Acanthosepion pharaonis is the source of this 753-nucleotide messenger RNA. The record is from the annotation of a GenBank genome assembly. Lineage: Eukaryota; Metazoa; Mollusca; Cephalopoda; Sepiida; Sepiidae.
AUGGUCAUUCUUUCAUCAUCUCUUUUCUUCUGCCCAUAUUCCCCUUUCACUCGACUCUCUCUCUCUCUCUCUCUCUCUCUCUCUCUCUCUGAUUUUUUUUCAUGUCUUUUUUUUUUCUCUUCACUUUUUCAGAUUUUUCAGGUUUGUUUUCGUUUUUCUUAUUUCGUUGUUGCGUAUUUUAUUCAACACUCACCGGAAAUGCAGAAACAGCACGGCCUUGAGCUUGGACAAUCGAAUGUCGUGUACAGAAUAAAAAUCCGACGAGUUAAGCAGACGAUUACGCGAUGUGCAAUCUUUCUACCUACCUGUUUAUGUAUUUAUCUUCAUAUCUAUCUAUCUAACUUUAUAUCUAUCUAUCUAACUAUCUAUCUAACUUCAUAUCUAAAACAACCAUAUCUAUCUAUCUAUCUCAGUCUGUUCAUAUCUAUCUAUCUAUUUCAGUCUUCUGUCCAUAUCUAUCUAUCUAUCUAUCUAUCUAUGUUAUUCCUUUCUGUUCGUAUUGCUUUCUAUUGUUAUUCCUUUUAUAGUAUUUCUCUUUUGAAUUUUGUCCUUCCUCCCUUUCUUUCUCUCUGUCCUUCUAGCUUUCUUUCUUCCUUUUAUCAUUUCUUCACACUGUUAUUUCCUUUCUGUCUUCCUAAUGACGUUUCUUUCUUUUUAAAUAUCUCUUUUUCAUUUUCUUUCUUUCUUUCUUUCUUUCUUUCUUUCUACAAUCAUUCCUUUUUCUUUCAAUGUGUUCGUUAUCUAUCUAUCUAA